This is a messenger RNA of Entelurus aequoreus (snake pipefish), 1842 nucleotides long. RefSeq lists its product as uncharacterized. Lineage: Eukaryota; Metazoa; Chordata; Actinopteri; Syngnathiformes; Syngnathidae. The record is from RefSeq and is a predicted model, not a curated record. Gene Ontology annotation, cellular component: plasma membrane. The transcript is spliced from 4 exons. The coding region runs from base 49 to 1257 and encodes 402 amino acids.
UCUCUCUCUCUCCCUCUCUCUCUCUCUCUCUCUCAGGAUGCCAGCAUCAUGGAGUGUUGUCCAGGAAUGAGGUCGGAACAUGUGACCAGGACAUCUUUCACAAUGUUUCCAAAAGUGCGAGUCCCUUCUCAGAGCGUCCACCUUUGGGUGAUGCUCCUCUGCACGCCGGUUCUGACCCGGACUUCUGAGCCGGUCUCGGAGGACUUGCAAAACUUUACUGCCGCGACGGCGCCGGGUAACUGGACCGGCGCCACCAUGCAGCUGCAGCCGGAGGGACUGACCACAGCAAAGGUGCAGACGGAGACGCCGACCAGCAACUACACAGGCGUGUCUUGUGUGGCCCUCCUGCCACCACGUGGAGGUUCCUUCUACGUGGAAAGCGGCACAGGCAUGUCUGUGGGCAGCUCUCUGGUCUUCUGGUGCCGUGAGGGCUUCCAGCUGCUGGGCAGUCAUAAGAUCCACUGCCUCGUCCGCAACGGGAACGCCCGCUGGAGCGACUACCUGCCCGAGUGCCAAGGUGAGCUGCGUGUCGCGCCACCACCUUGGUUGCCUCACCACUUCUUCUCCCACCCCAGCCAUCCCCAGGCUGGAGGACCGUGGAUUGAGAGUCGCAGUGUUGGCGUCGGUGGUGAGCGCCAUCGUCAUCCUGGCCAUGUCGCUCUCCUUCCUGGUGUGCUGCCUGCAGGAACGCUGCAGCAACACCAAAGAUGUCGUCAGCAGGCGCAGAGAAAAGUCUUCAGCCCGUCACAAGCAGCCAUCAUCAAUCAAUCAAUCAUGGCUGGAAAGAGAAGAAGACGAGUGGGAGAACUUCCCCCCUCCCAACAUCUUCCCUCUGUCUCAGAGGAUGGCAGCAGACAGCGCCCUCUACCUGCCUGGAGGCCUCGGGGGAUUGGACAACAGAGGAUAUCACAGGAGCCAAGAGAGUCUUCUAAAGGCGCCCCCACCGGGGGUCUACCGCUCCGAGUCACAGCUCUACCCGCACGUGGUCCUGCAGCGGGGCCUGCCUCCGACAGCACCCUCUGCCCCGCUCUACCUGCACCUUCCCACGCCAGCACACCCUCAGCCUCACAGCAUGGGGGGGUACCCCGUGCCCAUGUACCCCCCCUACCCCAACACCUGUGUGCCCGCCUUCCACCACCACCAGCAGCAGCACGUCCCGGCGCCCACCUACCCCGACACCGCACCCACACCCCUGCAGCCCUGGCACUGAGCUGGACUCAGACCGCGGGGAAGAUGGACGCUUGUUGUCGGGGUUAAAGGUUGGAGGUUUUGUGACCGCGGGGAAGAUGGACGCUUGUUGUCGGGGUUAAAGGUUGGAGGUUUUGUGACCGCGGGGAAGAUGGACGCUUGUUGUCGGGGUUAAAGGUUGGAGGUUUUGUGACCGCGGGGAAGAUGGACGCUUGUUGUCGGGGUUAAAGGUUGGAGGUUUUGUGACCGCGGGGAAGAUGGACGCUUGUUGUCGGGGUUAAAGGUUGGAGGUUUUGUGACCGCGGGGAAGAUGGACGCUUGUUGUCGGGGUUAAAUGAGUGUUUGGUCCAACUGCAGGAGUGUCCACACUCUUUUCACACUGAUACAUUUUGGACGCUCAAAACAAUCCAAUGUCAGUCCACUCAAAUUAUUGUUUCCCUUUCACGUUUGUUGGUGGAAGGUCUUAGUGACAUGUUUCAACUUGACUUCUACACUGUCAAUAAAAACUAGUUGUUAAAUAGCUGCAACAUCAAACUAAAUGAAGAGGAUUCCUGCAGACCAAGAAGUAGUACUACUAAAGUACUACAUUUAUCAUAGGUAGAAAACAUCUACAAACCCCGUUUCCAUAUGAGUUGGGAAAUGGUGUUAGAUGUA